AAGUGCUCGCUUGUCACCGGGACAAGGCGGUCGCGUGAUCGUGAGGUGUCAGUGUAUUUCCGACAAUCCCGUUGUGAAUCGCGAUGCCCGUGUCUCUCUCCCUUGCUCUCUCCCCCUAUCUCACGCGCGUUCCGCGUGACACUUCCGGAAUCGGAAUCGGAAUCCGCUCUUUCGCGCCGUUCCCUUUUUAUUAGUCGCCUCGGUACUCCUGAUUGUGUGUUCUCUCGACGUUGACUCCUCGAGCGUUCGCGCGUUCGAUUUGUGCUCGACGGAGCUCGAGGAGAGACAAAGGAACGAUGCGCAUCCGGCGCGAAUGCGAGACGCGGACGGGCUACAAAAUCUACAGACGUCGACAGACCUAGAUUCGGCAAUAGUUGCUCCGCGUAUGAGCAGCUCGCACGUAAAUAUUUUCCUUCGGCGAUCGCCGUAUUGCAUGGGAUAAUUCGCUUGGUGAAGCGAUAUCCUUCGCUGAACCGGAAGGAAGCGGCAAGUGAAACAGCUGGCGAUACGGUCGGACGAACCCGAUAUAGGGAGCCUGAGUGAGCGCAGCGCGAAUGUGUCGCGCGUGAAUGAAUCGCAAGGACCGCGGCGCGAGAUUGCAAGACGAUGAAAUAGUGAUCUUAUGAAUCAGGAUCCUGCACAUGGUGGGGCCGCUUCUCGCGAUGAUAAAGAUAUUUAUCGGGUGAUCGUGAUCGUGACGUUGGUGACGCGUCGUUGGGGACGACGAUGCUUCGCGACUUUCGAUCCGGCGGCGCGACGAUCUGAUCCGAGGUCGCCUUGCGAUCCGUACUCAUGGGUCCCCGCAGGAUCGUCACACUGACGAUCUUAUGGCUUAUGAUGUGUCAAACCGAGGGCAAAGUUACGUGUCGCGAGGUGCAGCUGCAUCGCGACUGCGAGGCGCUGUGCAGCACGAGCCGCGACGGCGUUGUCUCUUGCGAGCUGAGGGUCGCCGUUCUCCUGCCGGCGGACCCGAGAUACGAUAUCUCUCUGCCUAAGGUCCUCCCGGUCCUCGAUUUAGCAGAGUACGAAGCGAGAUCGCGGAAUCUGCUACCGUACUGGCUGAAACUGAAGUUCGUGGCGCAAGACGAUCAUUGCGACGCGAUGUACGCGCAAAUCGGCGCGGUCGACAGCUACGCGCAUUGCGUGCACUUGUUUCUCGGGCCGGCAUGCGAUUAUUGCGUCGCGGUCGUCGGCAGAGUGGUGAAGUUUCUUGGGGCACCGUUAAUUACCACGGGAGGCUUUACUUACGACUUCACCGAGAAAAAGGUUGAUUGUAAAGACGAAUAUUUUAUGACCACAAGAAUCGGAAGUUUGGCUUUCAGGGACAUCGCCAAAUUUUUUGUAGCUAUAAUGGAUCACUACAGGUGGCGUAAAGUGCAGCUCAUUUAUGCAACGAACGGACAGAGUCAAGUCGGUGGUAGACAUACGUGUCAGCUUAUGAUGAAAUCAAUGGUUGAAUUCAUCAAGAAGGAGCAUAACAUUAUUUAUGGCACUUUCGAUGUCGAAGCUACCGUCCCCAGUGAUUAUCCGGAGGCCUUGAAAGAACACGUUAGCAGUUCGUACGGCGUCAUAGUGAUGUGCGCUAAUUCAACGACCAUCCGGGACAUAUUGCUGGCUGCCGACGAGCUCGGGAUGGUAGACUCGGGGGACUACGUGUUCUUCUCCAUAGAGCUCUCCUCCAGCGAUAAUGAUUCCAAAGAACCAUGGAGAGUCAAAGACGACACUGACGAGAGGAACGAGAAGGCCCGAAAGGCUUAUCAGGCCUUGCUAACGGUAACGGCACGCACCCCGGACAAUCUGGAGUACCUGAAUUUUUCGCGCGAAGUCAAAUCCCUGGCUCUGGACAAAUACAACUACACCUUCGGUGAAAGAUCGGUUUCCACCUUCGUGACAGCGUUUUACGACGCCGUGCUGCUUUACGCCCUCGCUCUUAAAGAGAGCCUGCCGGAGAAGCCGGGUGAGGUCAACCUAGACGGUGGUAACCUGACCCGAAGAAUGUGGGGAAAGAGUUUCAAGGGAAUAACUGGCGACGUAAACAUCGAUGAAAAUGGCGACAGAAUUGCGGACUAUUCUCUACUAGACAUGAACCCGGAAACGUCCAGAUUCGAAAUUGUGGCCAAUUAUUAUGGCGCAAAUAAAACAUUGGAAUAUAUUCCUGGGAAGAAAAUUCAUUGGGCCGGUGGUCGUUUAGAACCACCCCCGGAUACGCCUACUUGUGGAUUCGACGGGUCGUUAUGUCCUGAUAAUUCUCUUCCGGGAUACGCCAUUCUCUCCAUGGUAUUGAGCUCCAUCGUGGUCGUUCUCGUCGUCGGUUCAGUAUUUAUUUAUCGGCGCUUCAAACUGGAAGCGGAAAUUGCCUCCAUGACGUGGAAAGUGCAUUGGGACGACGUAAUCGUGAUGCCUAACGUACAAUGGAAAACGAGGGGCUCCAUGUACUCCCUAAUCGCGAAUAAGUUUCGCGGCAGUGAUAUGACGAUCUAUACUGAGGAUAACGCAAGCCUACUAGACGGUGUUGAUAGACAUGUGUAUGUUCCGACAGGAUUUUAUAAGAAUUCAAAAGUUGCUAUAAAACUGAUACCGAGGAACAAAGUGGAGAUCUCAAGACCUUUAUUGCUGGAGCUAAAGCGGAUGAAGGAUCUCCAGCACGAUCAUCUUGUACGAUUUUACGGUGCCUGUCUCGAGCCGCCGCAUUGUUGCCUCCUAACCGAAUACUGCCCCAAAGGAUCUCUCCAGGAUAUUCUAGAGAACGAGCAGAUAAAGCUCGACCGCGUGUUCAGAGGAUCCCUGAUACACGAUAUCGUGCGCGGCAUGGUGUACCUCCAUGCGUCGGAAGUGAAGAGUCACGGAAAUCUCAAGUCCUCGAAUUGCGUCGUCGAUUCGCGAUUCGUCCUGAAAAUCGCCGACUUCGGCUUGCACGAGCUGAGAAGGAGCACGGACGCGGAUGCGGAUGGCGACAAGGCCAGCUACGCCUACUGGAGGAAACAGCUGUGGACAGCUCCGGAGCUCCUGAGGAUGGAGAGACAACUGCCCGAGGGCACUCAGAAAGGCGACGUGUACAGCUUCGCUAUAAUCGUUCACGAGAUCGUGGUGCGCCAAGGGCCAUUCUACUUGGGAGACAAUAACGAACUCUCUCCAAAGGAAAUAGUAGAAGGUGUCAGAAGAGGUGGCGGUUCACCCCUAAGGCCUGUAAUCGACGAUGCUUCCGUUGAAGAAGAGGUAGCUACUCUAAUGAGACGAUGCUGGGCGCAGGAUGCCGCGGACCGACCGGAUUUUCCGGCGCUCAAGCAGACGAUUCGUAAAAUUAAUAAAGACUACGAGAGCAGCAAUAUCCUGGACAAUUUACUAUCCCGCAUGGAGCAGUACGCCACGAAUUUAGAGACGCUGGUGGAGGAACGCACGGCUGACUACCUCGAGGAGAAACGUAAAUGCGAGGAACUUCUUUACCAGUUACUACCAAAAUCGGUGGCGUCGCAGUUGAUCCUCGGGCAGAGCGUAAUCGCCGAGACGUACGAUCAAGUGACAAUUUACUUCAGCGACAUCGUGGGCUUCACGAGCCUGUCGGCCGAGAGCACGCCUCUGCAGGUGGUCGAUCUGCUGAACGACCUCUACACGUGUUUCGACUCCAUUAUCGAGAACUUCGACGUUUACAAGGUGGAAACGAUAGGGGAUGCUUACAUGGUCGUAUCGGGAUUGCCGGUGAGAAAUGGCAUGAAUCACGCUAGAGAAAUUGCGAGGAUGAGUUUAGCCCUCAGAGAUACGGUAAUGACAUUCAGUAUUCGACACAGACCAACCGAGCAAUUAAAACUUCGUAUCGGCAUGCAUUCUGGACCGUGCGUGGCCGGCGUGGUAGGUCUCAAGAUGCCUAGAUACUGCUUGUUCGGUGAUACGGUCAACACAGCAUCCAGGAUGGAGAGUAACGGAGAAGCUUUGAAGAUCCAUGUCAGCCCAAAGACGAAGGAAAUCCUGGAUACCUUUGGCACAUUCGAACUCGUCUGCAGAGGAGAAGUCAUAUUAAAGGGUAAAGGUCCAAUGACCACUUAUUGGUUGAUGGGCGAAAAACCGACGAACAACAAUGUGCAACAGACAAAUCCCACAACGACCAUCGGUCAAAUAUCGAUUCUUCAGGAUCAACCUCCCGUUACUACGCAAAUUCAAACGACGCAAUUGAAACAGCAGGAGCAACGAGCGCACUCGACCGCCAGCCAGCAGCACAAAUUUCAGGGUCAGCCGGACCAGCCGUAUCCGACGCAGCAAUCGAUUCAGUCGAGGAGCCAGGAGCCGCGGCAGCAGGGACAUCCGGGUCAACAGAGACCGCAGGAGUCGCAGCACCAGGGUUUAAUGACCGCCCAGUCGCGGUGCCAAGCGGUCCCGACCAAUCCGUCGUCGGCCACGAACCAGAUUCAGAGCCAGAGAUCCACGACGGUUAAUAAUCCCGCCUGCGGUCUCGCUGGCGUGACCGGAAACGGCGCGCCGAAAUCGGUGGUCGUGUCGCGUACCGUCGUCGCGACGCCGAUCGGCAACUCGUCGCCGUCUCGCACUCGCACGAGCGGACCGCCGAGCGCGAACAACUCCAUGCACCAGGUAUACCCGACGGCCGAGAGCAUGCCCAACCACACCGAGAGCGGUCCCAACGCGCCGCUCCUGCUACCCGCGGGCGCGGUCCCCAGGGUCUAGUUCUCCUAAUAUGUUUCUCCUCCCGGCGAUGUUCGACUUGCCAGCUAUCGAGCCUCCGAACGAUAUCGCGAGACAGCCAAGCCGGAUCGAUGCUCGGGUUCGUUGGUGGGAAAGCGAAGUAUAAUCGUGGUCAAAAAGUGAACGAGAGCGAAUUGUGCUGACAGAAACGGACUUGUAAGCCGAGGGAUUUUUGUCCGUCAUCCUGCUCUAUCGAAGCUUUUAAAAUUCAGAUUCUUCGUUCCCUGGGAGUAAUCAAAGUGAUUUGUGAACAUAUCGUGGCAAAAAGUUGUCUUCUUAUCAGAUUUACGACGAAGGUGCUUGUCUUGAAUUAAUUAACGUUAGUUUCACGACUUGUUUCUUGAUUUCUAGAAAGUCCCAGUUACAAAUUAGGAUUCUAGAUAAUCAGCUAGAAGUGGAAGAUUUGCUUUUUCAUACCGUAAAUAUUGACUAUGUUAUUCGCAUUGCGAUAGAUGUAGCUGAACAAGGCGGGACCGACUCCAAGUUCGCUGAAAGUGAUCUCUUCUUACAAGGUAUUAUGGAACCAACGUUUACCGAUUAACGCAAUUUAGAAUAAAUACGUGUGUAUCGCGCGAGCCAAUCGCGCGAUGAGGAUGGACAAUGAGGAUCAUUGGAUCGGAUGAUUCAAACUCAGAAGAAGAGAGGAAGGGACAAUUAAUUAGAGAGAGAGAGAGAGAGAGAGAGAGAAAGAGGUGACGACCGGGCGACGUACUUUUGCCGAGGGCACUUAUAGUCUUCUGUAUACGGACACAGUAUUAUACCGGUCGUGCGUGUGCGCAUUUUAUUUAUUCGUACCAAAGCGAGAAUACAUUCGCGUCUCCCCGUUUACGCGCGUAUGUCCCCAUGCGAUUCAUUUGCGACGGCACGUAAAAACGGGCUUAGCUUGCAAUUAGCGGCAGGUUUUCCCGAAGUUUAGCCGCAGCCGAUACUUGACUCCCGUCGAGCCUUAUACGCCGAAUUAAUUAAGAUCCGAUCGCAAACGCAAGCGAAUUUAGGUUCUCUGUCUUUGCGAGGAUCUUAGAAUCCAUUUUACAAAAAAAAAAAAUGAUCAUGAUUGACUGAAUCGUCUUUCUCUGUCUACAAUCUACAUUAUCGUUAUUGAGAAGCAGUUAUUGAGAAAAGGAGAGAAAUAAUUAAAGUCAAAAUUUAUUGAGAUUGACGAGGUUGACUUAAAGUUCGGAACGUAAGGGAUAGAACGAUAAAUUUUCUCCGACCAAAGCGCAUGUUACACAUUCUGUAGAAAUACUUGCGUAUAAGCUUCUUCCAAUAUAACUUUUUUAUUAAAUUGUAAAAUAUUUUUCGCAUCCUUCCUCGUUUACGGAAUCGCGAGUAAGCAUCACGAAAGAGACAUAGCUCGGCCACAGUGUUUAUCGUCGCAUGCCCGACAUGACAAAUAUUUUACAGUUCGCAACGCGUCCGCGAGACCCGCGCGAACACAGAAUUCCGUACCUAUCGCACGUGUGUAAGGAUGUUAUAUAUAAAAUAUAUAAAAGAGAAAAAAGAUAUAUAUAUAUAUAUGUAUACGCAAAAUACAUGUAUAUGUUAACGAGAUUAGAUUAUAUAUAUAUAUGUAUAUGGCUGCAAAGGCAAAAAGUUACCGUAGCUAAAUUAUAUCGGUGUUUAGGGCCACUCGUGGCGAAACGUGAGAGGCUGGGCCUCUCGCGAAACGAGAGUCUGUGACGUGUCUGAGAAAUUAAUAUCGAUUGCGGGUGCAUAUAUAUCUGCGAAUGCACACACGGAGCCACACAUACAUAUACACACACAUGUAUACAUACGUAUACGAGACAGGUAUGGUCAUGUGCGGUCGCAAUUGCAUACCCGUGUUUAAUGUAUGAACAAACGGUGUAGGUGGCUGAUGAUACUCCGCGGUCGUCCUGCUGUAAACGUGGUGUGGUGACACGAGGGGUGUGACGCAUCGUGAAGAGUGAAAUUCUAUCUGUGUCAAUCUCUCUUUCAACGAUGUAUCAAUGAAUAUUCCGAAAAUAAAGUUUAAUCGUUUUCAA
Molecule: messenger RNA, 6695 nt
Organism: Wasmannia auropunctata (little fire ant)
Lineage: Eukaryota; Metazoa; Arthropoda; Insecta; Hymenoptera; Formicidae
Product: atrial natriuretic peptide receptor 1-like
Exons: 24
Coding region: 793-4674 (1293 amino acids)
Biological process (GO): intracellular signal transduction; receptor guanylyl cyclase signaling pathway; cGMP biosynthetic process
Cellular component (GO): membrane
Molecular function (GO): ATP binding; peptide receptor activity; guanylate cyclase activity
Source: RefSeq, a predicted model, not a curated record